Coccidioides immitis RS is the source of this 393-nucleotide messenger RNA. RefSeq lists its product as uncharacterized. The record is from RefSeq and is a predicted model, not a curated record. The coding region runs from base 1 to 393 and encodes 130 amino acids. NCBI's taxonomy places the organism in Eukaryota, Fungi, Ascomycota, Eurotiomycetes, Onygenales, Onygenaceae. The transcript has a single exon.
AUGGCAAUGGUGCACUGUAAGUAUAUUAUGGUCAACACCAACAAUAUGAAGCUUGUUCUUGACAUCAGUGCCAAAAUUAAGUUGAACUAUUUCAGUCUGAUUAAUGCAUCUGAUUGUCCUGCCCCUGCUGUCAUCACCUGCCAUCUGUGUGCUGCUCCUGCCCCACCAACUACCACUGCUGCUGCUCUACCACCACUGCCACUACCUAUCAUCACCUUCCUGCCUCUCCCUGGCACUGUCAGGGUCUCCACCUGUCAAAUGGUGGGUAUUAGAGCCUCUGUCCAGUUCACAAAGCUGGUUCUGGAGGAGCAGGAGGAGCAGGAGAAGGAGAAGAAGAAGAAGAAGGAGAAGAAGAACAAUGAUGAUGAUGAAGAUGAUAAUGAUGAUGAUUAA